Racocetra persica is the source of this 1035-nucleotide messenger RNA. The record is from the annotation of a GenBank genome assembly. NCBI's taxonomy places the organism in Eukaryota, Fungi, Glomeromycota, Glomeromycetes, Diversisporales, Gigasporaceae.
AUGGUACAACAAUGUCCUCGAUGUAGAAAGAAUGACUUUAAAAAGACUUGUGAUUUAACAAAUCAUCUUAACAGAAAAUUUAAGUUCUAUGUUCGUGAAAAGAAAGGAUCCAAAAGAGGCCAAACAAUGCAUUUAUCUAUAGAGAAUUUGGUUAACUGGCUUGCGAAUCCUAAGAUAAAAAAUAACCCAACUAUUAUUAAUAAAAAGGUCCCAAAAACAGAUAUAGAAUGUAUACAGAAAAAGGCAAAGAAAAGACUGGGGAAGGAAACCCCAACUCCUGAAAUCAUUGACCAAAGAGAUGAGUCUGAAAAAGAUUCAAAAGAUUUAGAUAAAAAAGGUAUUCAAAUAGCAAAAGACAUGUUUAAAGUAGAUGGUGCUGAAUAUGCUUUCUCAAUCUGGUUUGUGGAAAUAGAAUCCAAAAAAUAUGAAGCUGGGAUGACCGAAGAGCGAGCCCAAGAAAUUUUAAAUGCAAUUGACAAUGGCGAGUUCUUAAUAAGGGUAAAAUUUAUUAGAAAUGAUUCUGUAUAUAGAGAUGAAUCUCAAACAAAGAUCACUUUUAAAAUUAUUGAUAAAUAUGAGCCUAUUCGCGAAUCAAAAAAGGCAGGUGGAAAAUACAUCAGGGGUGGCCCCAAUGUUAUACUUACAAAGAAAAAAAAACCAGGAUCUUGGGUAGGAAUAGAUGAAAAAUUUCUGGUCAGAGAAGUCAGUGAGCAAUCUGAAGUAGAAAGACUUGAUACCAAUGCAGAUGGUAUACUUAACUGUGUAGCUGAACGAGUAAUAGAGCAUUUUGAUCAAGCCAAAAGAGGACAUGGACUCACAAAAAUUCGUCGGCAAAAAAUAAAUGAUUGGAAGAAAAAAAUGUACAUUCUAGGUGCUCGAGUAUGUGAUGUAGCAGAGUUAGAAAAAAUUCUCAAGCGACUAAUUACAUUACUUGAUAUAACUCAUGGUACUAUAUUUAAUAGUGGAAAGUAUCGAUCAGGGGACCUCAAGCAAUCUGGCUUAUGGGAGUGGGGAUACGAGUCAAACAAUAUCCCA